Molecule: messenger RNA, 1212 nt
Organism: Cryptomeria japonica (Japanese cedar)
Lineage: Eukaryota; Viridiplantae; Streptophyta; Pinopsida; Cupressales; Cupressaceae
Exons: 3
Coding region: 1-1212 (403 amino acids)
Source: RefSeq, a predicted model, not a curated record
AUGACCAAAGAAGAUGAAACUAGCUCAGGUAACCAAGAGGAAGUUCCUAACUUUAAGGAAGACAUACCUCAGAAAACACCUUCCAAGAUAAUUGCUAAACGACAUCCUGAUACACUUGUGAUUGGUGAUAAAGAUGCUGAAGAAGAGGUUUAUAUGGAGCAACUAGAAGGUUUUGAAUCUUCUGAAUAUACAGAUCAUGUUUACAGAUUAAAGAAAGCACUUUAUGGCCUAAAACAAGCACCACGUGUUUGGUACUCUAGACUUGAUUCACAUUUGAUUUCUAAAGGUUUUACUAAAGGCAAUGUUGACAGUACAUUAUAUACUAAAGUUGUUAGCAAUGAUCUUCUAGCUAUUGAAAUCUACGUAGAUGAUAUCAUAUUUGGAUCCACAAAUGAUGAAUUAUCACAGAGUUUUUCAACUAUUAUGAAAUCUAAAUUUGAAAUGUCAAUGCUGGGACCUUUAUCUUUUUUCUUGGGUAUCCAAGUAUCACAACUAGAACAUGGACUUUUUAUUUCACAAACUAAAUAUGCAAAAGAGAUGUUAAAAAGAUUUCAGAUGGACCAGUGUACUCAUGUUGGUACACCUAUGGAAACUGGGUGUAAGUUGGUUAAGGUUGAUGAUUCUCCACUUGUUGAUCAAAGUAAAUAUCGGUCUAUGGUAGGAAGCUUGCUCUAUCUCACUGCUUCUAGACUUGACUUAAUGCAAGCGGUUUGUUUGGUCUCACAUUAUCAGUCUGCUCCUAGACAAUCUCAUUUAAAUGUAGUAACAAGAAUUUUUAAAUACAUCCAAGGUACUCUGGAUUUUGGUUUAUGGUAUCCAAAACAUGGUGAUUUUACAUUGAUAGGGUAUACUGAUGCUGACUGGGGAGGUUGUAUUGAUGAUCAACAUAGUACUAGUGGUGCAGCUUUCUUCCUUGGUGACCGGCUGGUUUCUUGGCACAGCAAGAAGCAAGACUGUGUCACUCUAUCCACAGCUGAAUCUGAGUAUAUUGCUACCACAGCUUGCUAUACUCAAAUGCUUUGGAUGUCUUAUCAGUUGGCAGAUCUGGGUGUUUUUUUACGUGAUCAAGUGACUGCAAAUGAAAUCAUUCUUGUUCAUGUGUCCUCCCAGGCACAAGUUGCAGACAUUUUUACCAAAGCUUUACCAAAGGAUACAUUCAUGCGGUUGCGUGAUCGUUUGGGAGUUUACUCUCAAUCCUUUAUUUCAACUUAA